GACGUCUUCUCGGAGAGCCGUGAGCCAAUGGCUGCAGAGAGAAGUGAGCCUCAUGGUGCGCGUCUUUAAUUCCCUGCAGACAGAAUCCAGAAUUACCCGUCAAGAUGCGCUUCAUGCUGCUGUUCAGCCGCCAGGGGAAGCUGCGCCUGCAGAAGUGGUACGUCCCGCUGGGCGACCAGGAGAAGAGGCGGCUGGGCCGCGAGCUGGUGCAGACCAUCCUGGGACGCAAGGCCAAGAUGUGCAGCUUCCUGGAGUGGAGAGACCUGAAGGUGGUCUACAAGAGAUACGCCAGCCUGUACUUCUGCUGUGCCAUCGAGGAGCAGGACAACGAGCUGAUCACCCUGGAGGUCAUCCACCGCUACGUGGAGCUGCUCGACAAGUACUUCGGCAGCGUAUGUGAGCUGGACAUCAUCUUUAACUUUGAGAAGGCCUACUUCAUCCUGGACGAGUUCCUGCUGGGCGGAGAGGCCCAGGAGACGUCCAAGAAGAGCGUCCUGAAGGCCAUCGAGCAGGCCGACCAGCUGCAGGAGGUGUCCUGGUGCCAAAUAUGGCCUCAGAAUCCUCAGGUCUAUUCCAGAAUUAGACCUCUGAGCCCCAUCUUGAGUUCUUUAACGUGCCUGUGUACUGAUUGGCUGUCAUCGCUGAUGAUGCUGUCCUCCUGCACGCUGCGCUGCUUAGCCCCGCCCACCCCUGUCUGCCCACCCGCCUCAUGUUACAGCAUGUGGAACAUGUUAUAGUAUAUUAAAACAUGUUAUAGCAUGUAAAACAUGGUACAACAUGUUACAACAUCCAUCUUACUACCCACACGUUACAACAUGUACCUUAAACUUCAUAGCUGUUAACAUGUACCCUUCUGAUAUAAAUGUUACAAAAUAUACGUUAUGACGGACAUGUUACGACACACUUUAUGCAAGUUAAAUAUCCAUGUUAGUGUGCAUCAUUAUAUCAUGUGAUGCUAGCUCCAACAUUAGCACUAUUAACAUUAGCACUUUUAACAUAAGCACUAGCGACAUUAGCACUAGCAACAUGAGCACUAGCCACAUUAGCAGUAGCAACAUUAGCGCUAGCUGAAGCAUUCAGUUCUUGGGUCCUAAGAUGCCAGCUCAGUGUUCUGGAGGUAUCAGAGGCUGGGGCCCUCUUGGUGAUAAAGUAUUUUGACUGGGGGAGAUGGGACCUCAACCGUUACAUCUUGGAGAUAAUGGUGCCAACAAUGUUCAAGUGUUUGUAAUGUUGCUGGGAAACCCAACUUUAUUAAAACCUACAAUCUGUGAUGCCCACGCCGCACCGACACACGCACUUAAUCAGCAAACACUCCCUGACAUUACUCAAGGAUUGGCUUGAGAAUUGUAUUUGAAGGAGAAUAACUUCAUCAUCUCUGCCAUUUUAACAUGAAUCACGACCACAAAACAAAGCUGUAGUUCUGAGAUGUGUCAUAAUCUUCCCUUGACUCCAGAUGCAGUCUAAUGUCAUGUUUGUUGAGUCAUGCGUGUGUUGGAGAAGGUGAGAUGAUCAAAACGUGCUCGUUCGAGCGGUGCAGUUCUAGUUCACACCACUAGAUGGAACCAAUGCAGCGACAGAUAAUCCUCCAUCUGUUAAACCAGAAGUUCAUUCUGGAUUUAUGUAUAAGGUACCAAUUUACCAACCAUACAGUAUAAACAUAUACAUUACUGAGGAUUUAAGGGCGAACGAGAUAAUCAGACACUGUAGAACCUUAUUUUAACUUAAUCUGACGAUAAAGAUGAAGUUGUUGAAGCUAGGUCCAAGAAACAGAAGUCAGAGGUCAUUAGAGAAAUUUAAAGAUUUCGGGAUUGUGGGUUUAAUUUAAAAUUAUUAUAAAUUAUUGUUAUUCUUUUAAUGGUAACGCCUUAGGGGUUUUUUUUCUUUGAAACUCUAUAGCACUUUGAGAUUUUCGAAUGUAAAGUGCUCUACAAAUAACCUGCAUUAUUAUUAUUAUUAGGGGCUAUUUUUCAAUUUUUAUGUUUGGAAUUAUAUUCAUAUUUUAAUGAUUUUAUGUAUAGAAAUUAUUUCUAUUUAUAGAUUUAUACGAUUUGUUACUACAUAUUAAUUAUUACAAAUAUUUCCACAGGGUUUAUAUGAAUGUUGCGGAAAAGUCCUAUAAUCAAUACUUUAAAAUAAAAGAACAAUCACUUUUUUUUAUUGCAAAGAUAUUGUAGAAGUUGAAAUGUUUGAUAUGAUGUAAUCACCCUUGUGUUUGACUCAAAAUAAAAUGUAUUCCUCUAAGCCUUCUCUAUGAAUGUCUGUCAUGAAUUCAUGUUCAACUACGCAGCAAAGUGAAUAAUAAACGCUCUUGAAGACAUGUCA
Molecule: messenger RNA, 2322 nt
Organism: Gadus morhua (Atlantic cod)
Lineage: Eukaryota; Metazoa; Chordata; Actinopteri; Gadiformes; Gadidae
Product: AP-1 complex subunit sigma-2
Exons: 6
Coding region: 105-737 (210 amino acids)
Biological process (GO): intracellular protein transport; vesicle-mediated transport
Cellular component (GO): membrane coat; AP-1 adaptor complex
Molecular function (GO): clathrin-cargo adaptor activity
Source: RefSeq, a predicted model, not a curated record